AAAAAGAUGGUAAAGCCUUUCAUCCAACGUAUGAAGAAAAACUCAAACUUGUGGCACUGCACAAGCAGGUUCUGCUGGGACCUUACAACCCUGACACUUGCCCUGAAGUUGGAUUCUUUGAUGUGCUGGGGAAUGAUAGAAGGAAGGAAUGGGCUGCCCUUGGAAACAUGUCAAAGCAAAAAGCUAUGACAGAAUUUGUUAAGCUCCUGAAUAGGUGCUGCCACUUGUUUUCCACAUAUGUCACUUCCCACAAGAUAGAGAAAGAAGAACAAGAAAAGAAAAGAAGAGAAGAGGAAGAACGAAGGCGACGUGAAGAGGAGGAGCGUGAACGUUUACAAAAAGAAGAAGAAAAACGUAGGCGAGAAGAGGAGGAAAGACUGAGAAGAGAAGAAGAAGAGAGGAGGAGAAUAGAGGAGGAACGUCUUCGGAUGGAACAACAGAAGCAACAGAUAAUGGCAGCCCUGAACUCCCAGACUGCCAUUCAGUUCCAGCAGUACGCAGCCCAGCAGUAUCCGGGCAACUAUGAACAGCAGCAGAUCCUAAUUCGGCAGCUCCAGGAACAGCAUUAUCAACAAUACAUGCAGCAGUUGUAUCAAGUCCAGCUUGCACAGCAACAGGCAGCCUUACAAAAACAGCAGGAGGCAGUUAUGGCAGCGACAGGGACACCUCUGACUACUGCAUCAAAGGUGAAUGCGCCUGCCCCCGGGGACACCCCAUCUAUUAAUGGGCAGGCCAGUGCACAUGCAGACAGCCCUGAAAAAGAGCUGGAUCCUGAGGCUUUGGAAGAAGCACUGGAGAAUGGACCAAAAGAUUCUGUUCCAGUGAUAGCUGCCCCAUCGAUGUGGACACGGCCCCAAAUAAAAGACUUCAAGGAAAAAAUCCGGCAGGAUGCAGACUCUGUGAUCACAGUGGGCCGAGGAGAAGUGGUUACAGUUAGAGUACCAACUCACGAAGAGGGGUCUUACCUCUUUUGGGAGUUUGCUACAGACAAUUAUGACAUUGGUUUUGGGGUGUAUUUUGAAUGGACAGACUCCCCUAAUACUGCAGUCAGUGUGCAUGUCAGCGAAUCCAGUGAUGAUGAGGAUGAAGAAGAAGAAAAUACUAGCAGUGAAGAAAAAGCCAAAAAGAAUGCCAACAAGCCUCAGCUAGAUGAAAUAGUGCCUGUGUACAGACGAGACUGUCAUGAAGAAGUGUAUGCUGGCAGCCACCAGUACCCAGGGAGAGGAGUUUAUCUCCUUAAAUUUGACAACUCCUACUCUCUAUGGAGGUCAAAAACAGUUUACUACAGAGUUUAUUAUACUAGAUAAAGGUGUGGCUGUGUCUGAGGCUGGGCUGUGCAGAAGAUGUCAUUUUAUUUGGAAUUUUCUUCAAGCAUAAUGGAUCCUUUUGAGUCUGUGUUUUAUCCUGUCUGUAUCUAUAUGGUUUGUGUGAACUUUAACAAGUAGACACUGGGAUCUUCCUGCUCCAUGACACUAAUGCAUAUUGCAUUGGGCUUAACACAGGAUCUCCCUAACCCUUUUGGCUAUUGGAGUUAACCAGUGGAAGUCAUUGGCUCCAGUGCUAAGGUCACAUCAGUUAUAUUUGUUAAAGCCUGGUGAAAAAGGGGGAGGGAGUUGCUGGCUCACUGGCUGGGUGAUCUGAUGUUUCCAGGUCUGGAUGCUUUGAAUAACUUGUUAACGGUUAAUUUAAAGGUCCCAUCUAUAACUGGUAGAUUUGGAUGCAGUUUGCUAUGUAGCAAGUUUCUCUUAACUGUAAUUGAAUGUCAGAUUUUUACACCAUUAAAACUUGAAACUUUAAGUU
Balearica regulorum gibbericeps (East African grey crowned-crane) is the source of this 1800-nucleotide messenger RNA. The record is from RefSeq and is a predicted model, not a curated record. Lineage: Eukaryota; Metazoa; Chordata; Aves; Gruiformes; Gruidae.